AUGUGUCCGCGCCCUAGCAAGUUCAUCUGCUUCUUAGUUUUCGUUAAUGUCGGAGUGCCCUGGCACCCAUCUAAGUAUGACACGCGGGUUGACUCAGGAACUACAAACCGGGGGGCGCAGGUGAGCAGUAGCAGGGAUGACAAGAGAACCGUCAAUGACGUGGUACCUGUUGUGCCGCCGAUGCCGAUGUCGACGCCCAUCGAGUGCUGUGAGGCGACAGAAGACAAGGACACAUGGAAACAAGUUUCCUAUAAGAAGCAGCGAACCAGUGCGUCCAAGUCGUCGCAGUUGGUAGCAGUUUCUCCCCCUGUGGCCUCGGCUAUGCCUCCAGCUCAUAAAACUUUACUAUUGAAAGGGCAGUGCGGAGAUUCUGCUGAUAACACUGUCGGCAAUAGCGCUAGGCGGGAAUUCGACAGACGUCAAUCGUUGCCAUUGCGGCCUGUGGUUAAAGGUAUCGGCCAAAAUCAUAAUCUCCAGACCAUAGAACCCAACAGGCGAAUACACGCGUGUUUCUUCAAGCCCGAAACUACAUCUGAACAGAUUAUAAAUCAUAUGAAGGAGAUAAGCCAUGUUGCCAAUUUCAAGGGACUCAAGUCAGUGAAUGGUUUCAACGUUCCACCGGGCGCGUACAACGAGGUCGUCGCCACCCCGCCCCCGGCUGGAAAACUAACAAGGGUGACGAAGCCACUGUCCCGAUGUCUCAACGAGAUUAACUCAAGACCUUCACUGCAAAUAGUCUACCAGAAUAAUAAUGACAUUGUUAAUGGUAAGGGAAGUAAGUUAGACGUAGUGCUCGUUUCUGAAUGUGUGGGAGCUGUGAGUGUAUGCGCAGCAUCUGAAGGCUUAGUAGAGCAUGCUGAUGUUUACCAUCCCCCACUGGAAAUCGUUGUAACCACGGCGCAACCUGGAAGGGCUACAGUGAUCGAGCCAAGUAACAUAAACCCGAUCACCGACUGGAAUUUUGCAAAGGCUGACUUUCCUAUGUUGUACGACCGAGUCACCAAGGUUGAUUGGAGUACCGUGCUGGCUGAAAAAUGCGUGGACGGGGCGGUUGAGCGAUUGUAUGCUUUAUUGUAUAGCUGUUUCGAUGCAUGCGUUCCCAAAAAGAGUCGUAGUAGGAAAACUACCAGAGUAUAUCCAACCUGGUUCUCCGCGGACAUAAUCAAGGAUUUAAAGAGGAAGGGUGAUUUGCACAGGCAGUGGAAAGUCUCAGGUGACUCGUACGUAUAUAGUCUGUAUAGUGCACUUAGGGCUGGCAUAAAAAAAAGAGUUUCCGCAGCGUACGAUAUUCAGCUAUGCCUAAAAACGAACCCGAAAUCCUUUUGGCGAUAUGUGUCCAACCUACGAAACAAAGGCGGAUUCGAGUCCAGUAUUACUUAUGGGGACCGGAUGCUUAGUGGUCAGGCAGCGGCGGGGGCUUUUGCCGACUACUUCAGUAGUGUAUUCCUCCCCUGCGAGCCAAAGCUAAGUGCUGAAUUAGCAGGUACUACUGGCAGUGAUCAUCUCAUAAGCAUAUCUGGGUUUUCCGAGUGUGAGGUGGGACUAGGAGUAGACAAAUUAAAACCGAAUUGUGCGCUUGGUCCGGAAAAUGUCCCCGCGUUUAUAAUUAAGGCAUUUAAAUCCCAACUUUCGGGUCCUCUAGCCCAUGUGUUCAAUCUGGCGCUCAAGUCUGGCACCUAUCCUCAUAGUUGGAAAACCUCGAGAGUCACUCCAAUUCUAAAGGCGGGUGACAAGUCGCGAGCCGAAAACUACCGUCCCAUCGCCAUCCUGAGCUCAUUUGCUAAGGUUUUCGAGAGUGUCCUGCACUCUAAAUUGUACACUUUAGUUGAUCCUUAUUUAAAUGAUGCGCAGCAUGGGUUCAGGAAAGGCCGCUCCGUCAACACCAACCUUCUCUCGCUCGUAAACCACGUCUCGGAUAAACUGGACAAAGGAUGCCAGGUUGAUGUUGCAUACCUUGAUUUCAGGAAAGCAUUUGACCAGGUUGACAACGAUAUCCUUUUAGAAAAACUGUCCGCAGUAGGCUUUGACCCAUCACUCCUUCAAUUGUUUGCCAGCUACCUGAAGGAUCGUAAACAAUUCGUUCGGCUCGGUUGCUUUGACUCCGAUCUGUACCCAACAAGAUCUGGUGUUAGUCAGGGAUCCUUGCUAGGUCCCUUUCUCUUCACUAUUAUGGUGAAUGAUCUUUCGACCUGUCUGGUUUCCGGUAAACUUCUAUUAUAUGCCGAUGACAUAAAAGUCAUGGUAGAUAUCAAAACCCCGUCAGAUUGCCAGGACAUGCAGCAUAACUUGGAUGCGAUAUAUCGAUGGAGCGUUAAAAACCGCCUUUCCCUUAAUGUGGCCAAGUGCCAUGUCAUGAGUUUCACCCGGGCUAGGCUGGGCAUACUCUCGAACUACCUCAUCGAUUGCAAGUCUAUAUCCCGCACUCAUUCUAUGAAGGACCUGGGGGUGCUCUUUGAUCCUGGUCUUACAUUUCAUGACCAUAUACGCUCUCUGGUUGCAGAAGGGUUUAAACGCUUGGGGUUUGUUACACGUAACUGCAAGGACUUUAAGCAUGUUGGUGUCUUCAAAGUUUUAUACUCUGCUCUGGUACGAUCCAAACUGGAAGCAAGCUCGUGCGUAUGGAGCCCAUACGAGACGACCUACAUGCUUAUGCUUGAGAAGGUUCAAAAAUGUUUUCUGCGUACUCUCUUCAAGAAAAUGUACGGGUACUAUCCGUUCAUGUAUCCGACGGCUUACUUGCAGGGUGCGCUAGGAUACAAUGCACUAGCGACGCGCAGACUGUUCGACCAGCUGGUAACAGUGCUUCGUAUCCUGCGCGGUCGUCUGGACUGUCCUGAGUUAGUUGGCGAGGCAUGUCGACUAUUUGUCCCAGACGGGCGUGCCCGGUUUCGUGCUGACCGCCUGCGCCUCUUCGCGGUCCCUCCCGCCCGCACGGUCUCGCGGCGCAACUCGCCCGUUUGUCGAGCGUUGCACACGCUCAAUAAGCUCGCUGCUGUGCAACACUCCUGCGAUUUGUUUGCGGACGGCUGGACGGUUAUUGAGAAAGAUUGUUUAAAAAUAUGCGAGUUACUGACCUGA
Cydia pomonella (codling moth) is the source of this 3078-nucleotide messenger RNA. RefSeq lists its product as uncharacterized. NCBI's taxonomy places the organism in Eukaryota, Metazoa, Arthropoda, Insecta, Lepidoptera, Tortricidae. The record is from RefSeq and is a predicted model, not a curated record. The transcript is spliced from 3 exons. Bases 1 to 3078 code for a protein of 1025 amino acids.